Sipha flava (yellow sugarcane aphid) is the source of this 1918-nucleotide messenger RNA. Its product is annotated as beta-catenin-like protein 1. NCBI's taxonomy places the organism in Eukaryota, Metazoa, Arthropoda, Insecta, Hemiptera, Aphididae. The record is from RefSeq and is a predicted model, not a curated record. The transcript has 10 exons. Gene Ontology annotation, cellular component: spliceosomal complex. The coding region runs from base 120 to 1838 and encodes 572 amino acids.
UACUAUUAUUUGUAAUUCAUGAGUAGAUAACAAAAAUAACGUUUGGUGUUUAAAGUCUUAAAACUAAGUUUUAAGUAAAACAUAAUAUUCUUUACUAGUCUUUUUCUGUAGUGAGUGUCAUGGACAUUGGAGAAUUAUUAGAUUAUAAACCGGCAAAUACGCCAAAGCGACCAUUACCUGAAGAAGAAGUUAAUCAAAUUCAAGAAAACGAGACAGAUUAUGAACGCCAAAAAAAACUGAGGCGAUUAGCCAAAGCUCGUGUUCAGCAAAUAGAAAAACAAGAACAAGAACGAUUAAAAGCAGAGCAAGAAAAACUUGCUGAAGAACAGAGAAGGAAACAUGAACGUCAAGAAAUGGUUCAAAAAUUAAUUGAUGAAAACCUGGCUGGUUCUGAUGAUGGUGUUUUAGAUGAAGCAGCAUUAAAACGCAUGAUUUUAUUAUUUGAAAAAAAAGUACUUAGAAAUCAAGAAAUGCGAAUAAAAUUUCCUGAAAAUCCUGAAAAAUUUAUGGAAUCAGAAAUCGAACUACAUGAUAUUAUAACAGAAAUGCAUGCUAUAGCAACUGUGCCAGACUUAUAUCCUGUUUUAGUUAAUUUAAAAGCUGUUUUAUCGCUGUUAGAGUUACUUUCUCAUGAAAAUACUGAUAUAGCAGUUGCAGUUGUAAAUUUAUUACAUGAUUUAACUGAUCUUGAUUCAUUGGAUGAGAAUGAAGAAGGUAUAGAAAUAUUGGUUGAAGCAUUACUCAGUAAACAAAUAUGUGCUCUACUUGUACAAAAUCUAGAACGUAUGGAUGAAUCUGUCAAAGAAGAAGCAAAUGGUGUACAUACAACUCUAGGAAUAUUUGAAAAUAUUAUGGAACUCAGACCUGCUGUUGUGGUAGAUAUUGGAAAACAAGGACUUAUCCCAUGGCUUUUGAAAAGAAUUAAAGCCAAAAUGUCUUAUGAUGAUAAUAAACUUUAUAGUAGUGAAAUUCUAUCUAUAUUAUUGCAAAACAAUGAAGAAAAUAGAACUUUAGUUGGAGAAAUUGGAGGCAUUGACAUUUUGUUGCAACAACUAGCAUAUUAUAAAAGACACGAUCCUUCUUCUCCUGACGAGCAAGAAAUGAUGGAGAACCUUUUUGAUUGUCUAUGUUCAUGUUUAAUGGAUAAAGAAAACAGAGAUAGGUUUCUGAGAGGUGAAGGACUUCAACUAAUGAAUCUUAUAUUAAGGGAAAAAAAAUUAAGUCGAAAUGGCUCAUUAAAGGUAUUGAACCAUGCGUUAUCAGGCCCACAAGGCAAAGACAAUUGUAAUAAAUUUGUAGAUAUUUUAGGACUCCGAACUAUAUUUCCACUGUUCAUGAAAACUCCCAAAAAAAAUAGAAAAAGAAUGCUUAGUACAGAAGAACAUGAAGAACAUGUUGUUUCAAUAAUUGCCAAUAUGUUGCGUAACUGUCGUGGUACUCAAAGACAACGUCUCAUGACCAAAUUUGCUGAAAAUGAUAUGGAAAAAGUUGAUAGACUCAUGGAACUUCAUUUCAAGUAUAUAGAAAAAGUUGAAACAAUUGAUGCUGAAAUUGACGAAAAAAAUUCAGGUGAUGAAGAUGAAGAUGAAAUUUAUUUAAAGAGACUAAAUGGUGGUUUAUUUUCUUUGCAACUGAUUGAUUAUAUUAUUUUGGAGGUUUGUAAUAGUGGACCUAACAUCAAAAAACGAGUUACUCACAUUUUAAAUAUGCGAGGUGGCACAUUAAAAACCAUACGUCAAAUAAUGAGAGAAUAUGCAGGAAAUCUUGGUGAGGAUGGUGAUAAAGAGUGGCAAGAACAAGAGCAACGACAUAUAUUAAAAAUGGUUGAUAAAUUGUGAAGGAUUUUAAAGCUCAUAAAAAAAAAUAUUAUAAAUAAAUCGUUUGUAAAUAUAAUAUUUUAAAUUUAGUGAUCAUAAUU